Molecule: messenger RNA, 3161 nt
Organism: Cherax quadricarinatus
Lineage: Eukaryota; Metazoa; Arthropoda; Malacostraca; Decapoda; Parastacidae
Source: RefSeq, a predicted model, not a curated record
AUGCCUGGUAUAAUUACUGUAGAGGAUGCCUGGUACAGUUUCCAGGAUGCGACUCAGCAGUCGGCUAGAGCGGCACCCAGAGGGUUAGCCACCUGGGCAGCCUCCAGUGAUGAAGCAUCACUACACUCGUCAGUAGUGUGUGAUGAGCUCAAAUGUGUCAGCAGACAGGUGGUCAACAGGGUCCAAGAGACGCAACAGGUGGUCAACAGGGUCCAAGAGGCGCAACAGGUGGUCAACAGGGUCCAAGAGGCGCAACAGGUGGUCAACAGGGUCCAAGAGACACAACAGGUGGUCAACAGGGUCCAAGAGGCGCAACAGGUGGUCAACAGGGUCCAAGAGACACAACAGGUGGUCAACAGGGUCCAAGAGACGCAACAGGUGGUCAACAGGGUCCAAGAGACGCAACAGGUGGUCAACAGGGUCCAAGAGGCGCAACAGGUGGUCAACAGGGUCCAAGAGACGCAACAGGGGUUAACAGGGUCCAAGAGACGCAACAGGUGGUCAACAGGGUCCAAGAGACGCAACAGGUGGUCAACAGGGUCCAAGAGACGUAACAGGUGGUCAACAGGGUCCAAGAGACGCAACAGGUGGUCAACAGGGUCCAAGAGACGCAACAGGGAAGGACAAGUCAGGAUGCCACCCACACCACCACCAGGUACAUACUACAAGGUGAACAUGGAGACAACAGGUGUGAGGGAACAUGGUCCACCCGUCUCAGAAUCGCACCUGGAGGCUUCGGUUAUUGUUGUACCAGCCAUAAAGAAGGCUGUACCAGCCAUAAAGAAGGUUGUACCAGCCAUAAAGAAGGUUGUACCAGCCAUAAAGAAGGUUGUACCAGCCAUAAAGAAGGCUGUACCAGCCAUAAAGAAGGUUGUACCAGCCAUAAAGAAGGUUGUACCAGCCAUAAAGAAGGUUGUACCAGCUACAAGGAAGGUUGUACCAGCCAUAAAGAAGGUUGUACCAGCUACAAGGAAGGUUGUACCAGCCAUAAAGAAGGCUGUACCAGCCAUAAAGAAGGUUGUACCAGCUACAAGGAAGGUUGUACCAGCCAUAAAGAAGGUUGUACCAGCUACAAGGAAGGUUGUACCAGCCAUAAAGAAGGGAUACAUACCAUGUUACUCGAAGUAUGAUGCAGAAGAUCUAAUCAAAACAUUGCAGUCCAGGCAGGUGUCUCCAGCAACGUCAGCCACGUCUGGCCAGAGUGUAGACGACGGUCUCAGCGAGGAGGUAAAAUAUCGCCUCGAGGAACAGAAGAGUAAGGUGGACGUUCUGGGCACGCAGUACCAGGAGCUGCUGGACCAACUCACUUCAUACGAAUCCCAGUUAUGUGAGUGGCAGAACAACCACAAGCAGCUCGUCAGCCAGCUGGAAGAGUUGCUAAGGCAGAAUACUGACGCGGUGAAACUGCUGAGUAAAGAGCAGAGUAGCGUACAAGGUCUGAGGAAGCAAGUGGAUGGGAGGAUGAAGCAGAGGCAGGCAGUAAUUGAGAGCCUCUCGGUGAUUAACACUAAACGAGAGGCACUCAGAGCCAUAGAAAACACUCAGGGCUACAAAUCAGAGGCCGAUAACUUCAUGGGAAGAUGUCAGCAACUUUUCCCGGAUAUUAACGCUGUCUUCAGCGUCAUCAAGGUGCAGGAGGCGACAAAGAAGGCGCUGGAGAUGGUAGCUACGGAGACCGGUGCCUCGGAGAUCACCAGCCUCCCUCAGGAAAACCUGACCAUCACAGAGAAAGUGACUCGCCUCAGCUUCUUGGCCAAGAUCAAGAGAACUAACUGCUUGUCUUGUGGUGAGUUAAGACCACUCAGUGGUCCCAUGAAGACUCUGCUGGAGGCCGGCUGGGUUAUGGCCUUCCAGCAGGACCAUGGUCGUCUGCGAUUCUCCAGGAUGACCAUAGAAGAGGGUGGUCAACUGCACUUACACGUCCUGCAGCAGCAACCUGCACCUGCCCAGGUCAUCACUCUCCAACACAGUGCUGUGGCUAGUCUGGUGGACCCGGUGUCCACUCUGGUCUUCCUGGACCUGGCUUGGUCUGGAGUGACCAAAGGCAGGGUCUACAUCCGGCUGAGCCCUGAGAAUGGGCUAGCCAGACAGUUCCUGAUGCUGUGCACUGGAGAGAGAGGACCUUCGUACGUAGGGACGCGCAUGAUCGAAGUUCACAAUAAGGGCAAGUCUGGGGAGCGUGUGUGUGGUGGUGCCCACGACGAUAGUGUGGUGGGGGUGGUCAGGCUCCUGCCAGGGGUGCAGGUGGGCCCUGAGUACAGGAGGGCCCCCACCGUGGGUACGGUGAGGGCAGAGUAUGGCCCCGGUAGCGAGAAGAGUGCCCAGUUCUGUAUCUUCCUGAGAGAGGCUGACUGGAAGAUCUCCUUUGCCUUUGGUCAGGUGGAGAGUGGACUGAAGGUGGUGAAGCAAGCAUCAAGGUGCGCUGACAUCAAGGAUGUGACAGUGGUUAACUGUGGUGUGGUGCUGCCAUUAUAGCGGAAGUUUGGAGACCAGUCUUACAGAUCAAGCUCACAGACCAAUCUUAUAGGCCUUGGAGACCAAUCUUACAGACCAAGCUUGGAGAUCAAUCUUAAAAACCAAGCUUGGAGACCAAUCUUACAGAUCAAGCUUGGAGACCAGUCUUACAAAUCAAGUUUGGAGACCAGUCUUACAGAUCAAGCUUGGAGACCAGUCUUUUUUUUGGUUUCAAAGCUUGCAGUCUACCCCAAGAGUUGUUAUAACUGACUCUCACUAAGGUAAUUCAUAUUUACCAAUUAUCAAAAUUAUCAUUUAAACGACCUGUUAAAAAAACCAUCAUUAUGUAUAUCAUGCGACACAAUAUCAUGCCAGCAUGAUUUUAAAUAAUUCAUAAUUUUACGAGGGAGACCAGCAGCGGCUCGAGGCCUUUCGCACUGUUCCCCGGGGCUUUCGUCAGGAGCUGUGCAUGUUGCAUACAGUCUCUCAGUAUGAUGACACAUGAUGAGUAUUAUAGCUUAUCAUUAUCAUCAUUUCAACGGGUUAUCAUGUCAUUAUUCCUCGUAUGUGUCGCUGGCUGGUCAGGAUACAGUUACUGGCCUCAUCUCACUACCAUAAUGUAACACACUUUACAAGCAAUAUAACUAAAUAUGGCCAAUGUAUCAUCAAUGUAUCAUCAAUGUAUCAUCAAUGUAAUAUAAUUUCAA